Molecule: messenger RNA, 2983 nt
Organism: Clupea harengus (Atlantic herring)
Lineage: Eukaryota; Metazoa; Chordata; Actinopteri; Clupeiformes; Clupeidae
Gene: prcp
Product: prolylcarboxypeptidase (angiotensinase C)
Biological process (GO): angiogenesis involved in wound healing; negative regulation of systemic arterial blood pressure; proteolysis
Molecular function (GO): serine-type exopeptidase activity; dipeptidyl-peptidase activity
Source: RefSeq, a predicted model, not a curated record
GAUGGAUUUGCGACACACGUAAAGUAGUGUGCCCUGUUGUGAAUAGUUUCAAUAGUUUGGUGCAAAACUGGUUCUUCAGAGCAUCUUCUAGCUUAUUGUAGACAAAACGUAUUAUCAUCUUGCCAAAAACCUUACGAAAAAUGCAAACAUUUGACUCUCCGUCCUUGUGGUAAUAUCGUUAGCUUUUUUUUGAUGGAAAGUGUAGAGAAGCCACGUUACCUCAGCUGCAGCACACCUACAUGCUACGGAUACAUUUAUGCCAACUCAAACCUGACCAACGACCCUUGUGCAACAGGGUUGUGAUCUUGUGGGGUGCAUGUGAUGUUGAGUUGCAUCACUUGCUCAGCCAAGACCGCAGACAAUCUGAAGAUUUCCUUCCUUUUUCCGCACAUGCAACAGCGAGCCAAACAAAUAAAUCCAGUGGAGCACUCAUCCCCCUCAGUCUGGCUUAACCAGGGACCAGACAACAAGGAAAUAAGUUUGCUAUGAAAGCUGAAUUCAGAGCUACCAUGCCUGCAUUAGUCAGCGUCUUCUUCCUAUUAGUUGUGAGUUGUACUACUGAUGUUUUCGCCUUGAAGUGGAACCUUUUUAGGCAUAAAGUGCCAGGUCCUUUAGACUUUGAGAUCUCUUACAAGACCUACUACUUUGACCAAAAGAUUGACCAUUUCGGAUUCCUGGAAGAUGGCACUUUCAAGCAGAGAUAUCUUGUUGCAGCCCAGCAUUGGCAGAAAGAUGGCGGCCCCAUCCUCUUCUAUACCGGCAAUGAAGGAGACAUCGCUUGGUUCUGUAACAACACUGGAUUUAUGUGGGACGUGGCUGAAGAACUGGGUGCCAUGUUGGUUUUUGCUGAGCACCGUUACUAUGGCGAGUCCAUGCCAUUUGGGGCUGAGUCUUACAGUGAUGCUAAGCACCUGAACUACCUGAGCUCAGAGCAGGCUCUGGCGGACUUUGCUGUGCUAAUAAAGUGUCUGAAGGCAAGCUGGCCAGGUGCUCAGACCAGUGCGGUUAUCGCUGUCGGAGGCUCGUAUGGGGGCAUGCUGGCGGCCUGGUUCAGGAUGAAGUAUCCACAUGUUGUGGCUGGUGCCCUGGCUGCCUCCGCGCCCAUCUGGCAGUUCCCCGACAUGGUACCCUGUGGUGUCUUCUACAAAAUAGUUUCUGAUGAUUUUGCCAGGAGUGGAGUAAACUGCAAUGCCAACAUCAGGGGGUCAUGGAACGCUAUCGACAAAUUGUCCUCUACAGAUGAGGGGCUCCAGUGGCUGUCCAGAGAGUUCAGUCUGUGUGCUCCGCUCACAAAAGGAGACGGCCUAAAAAGCUGGCUACAGGAGACAUGGGUGAAUUUGGCAAUGGUGGACUACCCAUACAAAGCCAACUUCCUGCAACCCCUACCAGCCUGGCCUAUAAAGGUGGUUUGCCAGCAUCUCCAGUUCAGCCCGGAGGUAUCUGAGCGGCAGCUCCUCCAUGGCAUUGCCCAGGCCGCGAAGGUCUACUACAACUACACCGGGGACGCCUCCUGUCUCAACAUCUCCCAGUCUGCCACCGGCAACCUGGGCAUGAUGGGCUGGUUCUACCAGGCCUGCACAGAGAUGGUGAUGCCCAUGUGCUCAGACGGCGUGCAGGACAUGUUUGAGCCGCAGGAGUGGAACUUCCAGGCCUUCUCAGAUGAGUGCUACGCCAUGUUUGGAGUGCGGCCGCGAGCCGACUGGGCAGAGGUUGUCUACGGAGGGAAAGACAUCACUUCCUACAGCAACAUCAUCUUCAGUAACGGGGGUCUGGAUCCCUGGUCCGGAGGAGGGGUGACCCGGAACCUGUCGGACUCUCUGGUGGCCGUGUGGAUCCCGGAUGGAGCGCAUCACCUGGACCUGCGCUACAACAACGAGUACGACCCCCGGUCCGUGCUGGACGCUCGCCUGCAGGAAGUGACCAUCAUCAAGCAGUGGAUCAAGCAGUCGGCAGCGCAGGGGAAGGUGUGACCAGGGGUCCCGGUGUCAGAGCCCAGACCCUGUGGAAACGUCUGUGGUUCUGACUGAAAUAACGAACGGGUCGUCCUUGUCAUUUGUUUACUUCACUGAUGCAGCUUAAAACCUCUUUUCUUCUUAAAUCUCAGCGACACAAUCUGGAGCUGAACCAAAAAAAAAAGGGAUCCGAUUAAAGUUUUGUUUUUGAAGUUCUCGUUGCAAAACAAUGAUGCAAUGCUAUAGCCAGCCUUAACAGGAGAGUAAAUUAUGUAAUCAAACUAAUGCUUUAAUUGGAUAUUUGGAUGAUUCGGUAUGAAAAGGGGCCUGUCUCCAUGUGCCUUAAGUAGAUUAUAAAACUGAUCACUUGUAUCCAGAUGGCUCUAAUGGAAAAUGAUGAAAAAUGUCCAGUUGCAUCAUUAUUAGGACAAAGGUCUGAGUUGGAUUCUCUUCACCCAAUGCUAAUAAUUCUCAGGUGCUAUAAUUUGAAAUCUGAGACAUUUUUACAGAUUGGUUUUGUUCAUGAUGCCAUUCACAUAGCCAAAGACUACAUUCAUCUAUACUGUGCCUACAUUGGCUAAGGUAUAUUGUAUGAUUCCUUUUGGUAAAUUUCUUUUUUGGUGAAUUUGAGGAGGAACUCAAGCCGUCAAGCCAAGUUGUCAAGCCAAAUGUAAAACAGUAUUCUGUAUUACUCUUCAGUACGAUAGGGCAGCUUUAAUUAUGUUUGUGUUGAGUUGUAACUAAUGCCAUCACCUUACUUUUAUGUUCAACUCUGUACACACUGCACUCUGUUCAAAAGUACUUGAAAUGAAUGAAAAUAAUGUGUUUUAAGGGCUGGACCCAAAUGUCACAAGGCCAGAUUGUGUUUCUCAUACUGGCGAUUUUAACAUGGUGCUUUAGCCCUCUCAUUGAAUUAGUUAAUGACUGUGUCACUCGAUGCCAUCCUGUAAUGACGCAAUAUCGCGAAAUGUCAAGAAGUGACUAACUCUGUCUUUUGUUGCUGGAUAAAAAGCUGCCUAUUGUUACCCCGA